Solenopsis invicta (red fire ant) is the source of this 4802-nucleotide messenger RNA. RefSeq lists its product as uncharacterized. The record is from RefSeq and is a predicted model, not a curated record. NCBI's taxonomy places the organism in Eukaryota, Metazoa, Arthropoda, Insecta, Hymenoptera, Formicidae. The transcript has 7 exons. Bases 461 to 1780 code for a protein of 439 amino acids.
UGCGCGUGUCGGAAAGGGGGCGGUGCCUCGCUCGCUCGCUCGCUCGUUCGCUCGCUCGCACACGCGGCCGGCCACUUUUUUAUCGGUUCCGUACAGCCGGCCCGCUCAGCGAUAACAAUGGCCGGUGUCGAGAGAGCCACGAGCGAGCGCGCUCGGCGUCGCUCGGGACGCCGACGAUGACGACGACGAGCCGACGCCGACGGUGUCGACGGACGCGGCGACUCGCUCGAGCGUCGUCCGCUCUCGAUCGUCAUCACGAUGAGGCGUGUUCGGCCCGCGGCGAUCACGCUCCUUGACAUCUUCGACCGGCUAGAGCCCGACGACGACGACGACGACGACGACUCUUCCUGGAGCCGUGGAGUCCGCGAUAACGGAUGAACGAAAUUAUCGUGACGCGUAUCGAUUGCUGGCAUUAUUGGCGUCUACUUGUUUUUCAUACAUACAUCGUAUAAACAAUUCAAUGGACCUGGCGGAAACUAUGAAGAACAUUGUUGCCAAAGGUAUGCAAACCGAAAUGGGUCCACCAGGUGGAGGAUCAGGCUACUCCGCGUCACCGAGCAGCGCCGGUUACGUCACGGAGAAGAUGUACAUGUUGUUACAAGCCUAUUUGCAAAAUAAAGGAUGGAAUCCCAGUAUCGAGCUACUGCAAUGUUUCUCAGAAUUCAAGGAUGCCUCCAUGAUGCCGAGUGCUGCUUAUUUACAAAUGAUGGCGUCAAGAGUCGCAUUGGAUUCGCAGGGAAGACUAGUCCUUAGAGAGAAUGGCAAGAUAAUACUACCUUACGAACAUUUUGCCAACGCCGUAAUGUUGAAACAUAUGAAUGGACCACACGGCUUACAUUUGGGUUUGGAGGGUACAGUCCGAGCGGUCAUGGAGUCAUACACUAUUGGAAGGGAAUGCUUCGGGAUGGAGAAGGAGUUUAUCAUAGAAGUCGUGCAGAACUGUCCCAAUCCUGCUUGUCGCUAUUACAAGAAUCAACUGGAGCUCACUCAGAAGAUGGGUCAUAUGGCACCAACUUACAUCCAGGAGAACGAAGCAACCGCGUCUCUUCUGCGUAGCGGUUUUCCACAUAGCACAGAUUUCCAAACAAGCCUAAGCAGCGCUAAUCCGAAUACACACUUGGGAGGAGGAUCCGCGGCGGAUUUACCAGAGAUGAGAGGUGCUGGCAACCAAAUGAAUCUUCAACGUCCUCCAAGCCGUCCGUCACUGAAUAUUCCACAUCGGCCUGUAUCGCAAGAGAAGAAAGUGCCAUCCGGCAAGCAGCAUUACGAAUCUCUAAUACCUAAUAUACCAAUCUCCGAUCACAAGUUGACGGACUUUUUACGCACCAAUCUGGAUAACUUGGACAAUCUCACUUCUCUCGGUUUAGGAAACUUACAAGGAUUAGGGAACGCCAAUAAGGAUCUGCUAGCGUUGCACAACGGCGCAUGGCCUUUAGAAAGUGAAAAGGGAUCUCGGUCGUCUUCAAAUUCGGAAGGUGGACAAGAGAAGAUUGUGCGUGCUUUUGCAGAAGUGAUGAAGAAUAUGGCAAGGAUGAAAGCUUGCGUACGGCCAGCAAUGUGCAAACCGUACGGUAAACAAUCCGAGGCUCUGCAAAAAACAUUGGUCGAUACAAUACAGCUUGUACAAUCGUUGCGAAGCUUCUUGCCGCCCCCACAUAUACCAGUCUCGAGCUGGAAAAACGAAGAUAAACACCGAUUAGAUCACACCGGUACCCCCUACCUGUCAACAUUAAAAGCUGGCGGGAUGGAAGAAUUAUGCGAGCAGCGUAAGUUAGACUAACCGUCGUCUUCGCUUUACUCGCGACAGACCAAGUUUCGUCUUUUUGCGCUCUAUGAUGUUCUAGUCACAAGAUGUUUAUUGAUUAGCUGGGUGUUUCGUAUCUAAACAACCCGAUGGAUUGCUCAAAAAAGUUGUUGGCGUUUAGGACUUCAAAUACUAAGAGACAAAAUGAGUCAUGCGUGGACUGUGAUAAACGUGGGUAGCGUGAAAAAAAGAUUUAUAUGUAGGACUAAACUCACACCGCGUCAUCUAGGGAUUUUCACUAACUUUAUUUCAUUGCUGUAAUUUGAUUCCAUAAUGCUCUCAAUCAUUGCUCUCAAUCUGCCUAUGGGGUUUAUUCGGCAAAUGAUUUAUCGAUUUAUUCCCGCGAUUACCGAAGCUCAGCGACUGAAUUACGAUUAUGUAAAUUACAUAUAAUUAUGUAAUUAUCGUUACGAAUAGCAUUUAUAUUUACUGUAUCGAUUUAAUAAUUUGCCAUUUGUGUUCCGAUAAUUACUAUCUGAUUAAUAAUAUAUCAUAAGACUUUUUACAUAUAUAAAAUUAUUAUACGUAGACGUGUAAAAACUCAAGUCGAAAUAAGAAGCAAAGACUAAAUUAGUCUGAUGCAAAACUUGCUACUAAUCGAUUGCUGCUUCAUCAUUUGCGGCAGUGUUGAGGAAAGAACGAUUUUCUUGAUCAUUGUACUCGUGUUAUUUUGUUUUACAUGUUCUUUUUUACUUGUUUGUUAUAGUAUAUUCUUUAGCACUUUGAAUUAACAUGAAUCGAAUUAUUCGAUUAACGAAAUGAUUACUGUGUUCAAUUUAUGUAUACAAUUUACAUGUGUAUGUGUACGUAUAUGUAUACAUGUAUAUAUAAAUUAUAUACGUUAUAUAAAUGUAUAUUUCUUUUAAAAAGAUUUAUAUAUAUGUAUAUGUUAUUAUUUAUUCUUAAAGAUGAGAUGAACAUAUAUCAUUGUUAUUUCUAUUAAUACUAUUUACUGCAUGCACAAUCAUGCUUUACAAAUGUUAAAAGAUUGGUAAUAAACUCCAUAGGCAGUAUAAUAUGCGGUGUGCACAUAAAAAGGAAUUAUUGGUCAAUUCAUAUAGGUAUUUAAAAAAAAAACAAAUUAUUUCUUAAUAUAUACGUAGAAAAGAACGAAAUUGUUAUGUCAUUAGAAGACUCUCAAAAGGGGGGUGUGAUUCGCACUGACGCUCAAAGACUUCAUCGUGCACUAAGUAUUAUUACGCAGAAACGUUUUUACUCUUGCGAGAGAAACUGCAAUUUAGAGGAUCGCGUUUAUGGAAUUUGAUCGAACGCUUCCUCGGGUAAACGGCAUAUCGUAUUGGUUGCGGGAGUAAAACUGUUUCCUACUCGGUUGUUAUACGUGCAUAUAAGCGGUAUGAUAAAAUGUUUCCUUCUUUCUCGAUAAUGUAAAGUUACAAGGCAUUCGUCUUUGAAUGUAAGCGAUUAAUGCCGUGUAUACUGCAAAUGCGAAAUAGCGCGCGGCACUCGAAUGCGUGGCAGCUCUGUUUUGUGGGCUGUGUGUGCGUGUUUAUCUGCGAGAAUGUGAAGUUUUGGCUAUCAAAUAGCAAAAUUUUAUAUGAAUGCUCGUAUGUUGAAGAUGUCUUUCUAUACAUGUAUCUGUUAUUAUUUACUACACGUAUGCAGCGAAUGUGCCGAUCGAUUACCAUUUAGGAGUCGGAUCUAUGAUUUGAAAGUGACGUGCGAAUUAUUAUUUUCUUUCUUUUACGUUUGUUUUUGACAAAUUAUUGCUCUCUUUCAUAUUUUUUUUCUCUGUUGUAUAUUGUGUUCUCUUUUUUUUUAUUUUGUAUUCUACUGUGUUCGAAAAUGGGAAGCAUGGAGAUACGUUGAUAAUUAACAAGUCUAGAGAAUAAUUCUCGACAGUGAUUCUUUAUUUGUUUUUCCACGGCUAUUAUAGCUGUUUAAACGAAUGCAGAUCCGGCUUCUAUAGACUGCGUUUUUGUUGACAUACAUAUAUAAUAUAUAUAUAUUGACAAGAAGGCUGCUGCAAUAUGAUUCAUAAUUCGACGAUAACUUGUUGCACACCAAAGUGUAUUUCCAAUAACUAGGUGGACUUAUUUCUUAUAAUAUUACGUAUUAUUAAAAAAAUGCAAAUGUAACGUCGUUUGCAUUUCGAUCGAUCGGUCCGUGUGAUCAACGCAAUUAAGCAUAUCCAUGACUAAGUCGUUGCAAUUUAUGCCAAAUAGAGAAAAGGGAGCGCGGAAACAGAGUCUGACGAGAAAAGGAGUUGAUCAAAUAUACCAAAAUAGAAUUUCAAAAUACGUGAAAAACGUUAGGGACUGCGUCCGAGAUAAAUCUUACUUUAUCGAUGAUUUGAACACGACAGCGCAUUGUUCGUAAUACGAGGAGUUUGUGCGUGUAUUUUUUUAAAGCAAAAGUUGCAGCGCUGCAAUAAGUUCCUUUAUUCUUCGCUUUACAUUCGCUGUACUUUGUUAACGUACACAAUAUCGUUGUUAUAUAUUUUAUGGUCUAGAUUAAAUUAUCGUUAAAGUCUAAACAUUCGUUUUUCGUUAUUCGUUUUGCGAUUUUAUCGCUGCAGUUGCUGCAACUGUUGCCAUAACGUGCGUUAGUUUAUUAUAUUUUUAUAUACCGUCCGUUAAUUUCUACUAGUUUAAAUAAUUAGCAAGAUAAGAGAUUUCAUUCUAGAGGUUCUCUCGAACGGAGUCGAGCACACAUCAGGAAAGGGACAGAAAAGGGAAGAAAUACAGAUUUCGUUUCCGGAUCUCGUUACUCUCACGCCAUAUCUAUACCAUAGAGACCGUGUACAUGUUUCCGCACCGAAUUCGACAGUAAGAUGAUAAAUGAUUGUAAAAUGCGCACUAUUGUGUCGAUCCGUCGUUCCCUUUUUAAACUCGGAUCGCUAAUCGAUAUUCGUACACCAAACGCUAACCGCUGUGUCUGCACAUUAAGCUCGUCGUCGCUUGCCAGUAUUGCUCUUCUGUAUUCUCGCAUAAUUCUAACUCAUGACAGCAAUUAUUAAAGUUUUUACAAGUGUGAAAGA